Molecule: messenger RNA, 3608 nt
Organism: Cataglyphis hispanica
Lineage: Eukaryota; Metazoa; Arthropoda; Insecta; Hymenoptera; Formicidae
Gene: TER94
Product: transitional endoplasmic reticulum ATPase TER94
Exons: 13
Coding region: 145-2550 (801 amino acids)
Biological process (GO): autophagosome maturation; mitotic spindle disassembly; retrograde protein transport, ER to cytosol
Cellular component (GO): nucleus; cytosol; VCP-NPL4-UFD1 AAA ATPase complex
Molecular function (GO): ATP hydrolysis activity; ATP binding; polyubiquitin modification-dependent protein binding
Source: RefSeq, a predicted model, not a curated record
GUCAUUCACGCAUGCGCACGGAAAGCUCUGCCAGUGGGAUGUCUCGCGCUAUCUUUCUACACUGGACUAGCCACAGCCUGAUCGAAAGGUGCCGACAUCAAGUGUCCAUACUUGUAUUUCUCUACGUUGAUCAAAAGUUAAACGAUGAGUGAUCCGAAAAGUGGUGAAGAUUUGGCGACUGCUAUUCUUCGUAAGAAGGAUAGGCCAAAUAGACUGUUGGUUGAUGAAGCUAUUGCAGAUGACAAUUCUGUGGUGGCACUUUCUCAGGCAAAAAUGGACGAGCUACAAUUGUUUCGUGGAGAUACUGUUUUAUUGAAGGGCAAGAGACGUAAAGAAACAGUAUGUAUUGUACUUUCUGAUGAUACCUGCCCAGAUGAGAAAAUUCGUAUGAACCGAGUUGUCAGAAAUAACUUGCGUGUACGUUUGAGCGAUGUUGUUUCUGUACAAGCAUGUCCAGAAGUCAAGUAUGGAAAGCGUAUUCAUGUAUUGCCGAUGGACGACACUGUCGAUGGUCUUACUGGAAAUCUAUUUGAAGUAUAUUUAAAGCCGUACUUCUUAGAAGCAUAUCGUCCAAUUCAUAAAGAUGACAAUUUCAUUGUACGAGGAGGAAUGCGUGCUGUGGAAUUCAAAGUAGUAGAAACUGAUCCAGGGCCUUUUUGCAUUGUGGCACCUGAUACAGUGAUACAUUGUGAAGGUGAUCCGAUUAAACGAGAGGAGGAGGAGGAAGCAUUGAAUGCUGUUGGUUACGAUGAUAUCGGCGGUGUUCGUAAACAAUUGGCACAAAUUAAGGAAAUGGUAGAAUUACCUCUGCGACAUCCAUCUUUAUUCAAAGCUAUUGGCGUUAAACCACCACGUGGUAUAUUGUUGUAUGGACCACCUGGAACAGGAAAGACUCUUAUUGCUCGUGCUGUAGCAAACGAAACCGGAGCAUUUUUCUUUCUUAUAAAUGGUCCUGAAAUUAUGAGCAAGCUGGCUGGUGAAUCUGAAAGUAAUUUGCGGAAGGCGUUUGAGGAAGCCGAGAAAAAUUCUCCGGCAAUUAUAUUCAUUGAUGAACUGGAUGCUAUUGCACCCAAACGUGAAAAGACACAUGGUGAGGUUGAGAGACGUAUAGUGUCACAGUUAUUGACGCUAAUGGAUGGCAUGAAGCAAAGUUCCCAUGUAAUUGUAAUGGCAGCUACUAAUCGACCGAACAGUAUCGACGGUGCAUUGCGCCGAUUCGGGCGGUUCGACAGAGAAAUUGAUAUCGGUAUACCAGAUGCUACUGGUCGGUUGGAAAUUUUGAGAAUUCACACGAAAAAUAUGAAACUUGCCGACGAUGUUGAUUUGGAAGAGAUUGCGGCGGAAACUCAUGGACACGUCGGCGCUGAUUUAGCGUCUUUAUGUUCUGAAGCAGCUCUCCAACAGAUUCGCGAAAAAAUGGAUCUUAUUGAUUUAGAGGACGAUCAUAUAGAUGCAGAGGUUCUGUCUUCUCUUGCAGUAACUAUGGAAAACUUUAAGUAUGCAAUGACGAAAAGCAGUCCGAGUGCUUUACGCGAAACGAUCGUGGAGGUACCGACAGUCACUUGGGAUGAUAUUGGAGGUUUACAAAAUGUUAAAAUGGAGUUACAAGAAUUGGUGCAGUAUCCAGUGGAGCAUCCUGAUAAAUUUUUGAAAUUUGGUAUGCAACCAUCAAGAGGCGUACUAUUUUAUGGUCCACCUGGUUGUGGCAAGACGUUAUUGGCCAAAGCAAUCGCCAAUGAGUGUCAAGCGAAUUUUAUUUCUGUCAAGGGUCCUGAAUUAUUGACUAUGUGGUUUGGAGAAUCGGAAGCUAAUGUCAGAGAUGUCUUUGAUAAGGCAAGAUCAGCUGCUCCUUGUGUAUUGUUUUUCGACGAACUUGAUUCUAUCGCGAAGUCUCGUGGGGGCACUGUCGGAGAUGCUGGCGGUGCGGCAGAUCGUGUGAUAAAUCAAAUACUAACGGAAAUGGACGGUAUGGGCGCGAAGAAGAAUGUAUUUAUUAUAGGAGCGACAAAUCGUCCCGAUAUCAUCGAUCCAGCAAUCUUGCGACCCGGUAGAUUAGAUCAAUUGAUUUAUAUACCAUUACCAGACGAGAAGUCCCGAGAAGCGAUAUUCCGCGCUAAUCUCCGCAAAUCACCUGUAGCUAAGGACGUAGACUUAAGCUAUAUAGCCAAAGUCACACAUGGAUUCUCUGGUGCUGAUCUUACAGAAAUCUGUCAGCGUGCAUGUAAGCUUGCCAUUAGACAGUGCAUUGAAACUGAAAUUCGUAGAGAAAAAGAACGAGCUAGUAAUCCAUCUGCUUCUAUGGAUAUGGAUGAGGAUGAUCCUGUACCAGAAAUAACGCGAGCUCACUUUGAGGAAGCCAUGAGGUUUGCGCGUCGUUCAGUAUCUGACAAUGAUAUUCGCAAAUAUGAGAUGUUUGCACAAACGCUUCAACAGUCUCGAGGAUUCGGAACUAAUUUCAGAUUUCCACAAAGUGGAGCAGGUGGUGCUCAAGAUAACACGCAAGGCGAUCAAGCCUUUCAAGAUGAUGGGGAUGAUGACCUCUAUAGCUAAGUUUUCGUUUCCUUAUAUGUCAUUACAGUGAACAUACGACAAAAGGGCCUGUUUGUUACCACAUAACAUUUUGCACAGGGAUCGUUUUUAAGUGCUACAAUUGAAAAAUAAAGAGCGAAUUAUAACGAAUGAAAUAACGGAAUUUUUGUCUAAGAUACAUAUAGUAGUUUUGUGUUUAUAAAAGGACAUGAAUUCUACAUAGUUGAGAAUCAGUCAUAUAUAAAAUAUCGAUUGAAACUAUUUUGUCACGAUUAUUUUCGUGCCAUUUAGCCCGUUUUAUUUUAACGAAACUUUGCCUUUUAGUGGAAUGUGCUAUCACAUCAAAUUAUCUUUUUCUAUUAACCAAGGUGGCAGCAUCGAAUAUAAUUGCAUCAUUGAUUGCUAAUUAUAUGAGACAGAAGAUUAUAAAGUGCAAAAUAACUCUUUAUGUUAUAUUUGCGUAUAUAUAGGAACAUACAUAUUGCAAUUGUAUAUUGCAUAUCUAAUCUAUUACAACUUUGUUAUAGAAUUUUAUAUGCAUUAGCAAUCAUAUAUUUUACUAUAUUAUUCGCUUGUUAGGAGCUUAAAUCAGAAUAGACCCUUUUGCUGCAUUAUCACUGUACUCACUCAGAAUACAUUCUGUUGUUUAUAUUCACAAAUUGCAGUAAUAUAAAAAUUUAUGCCAUGUCGAGAUAAAAUUGUCAUAAUUGAUAAUAAUGUAUGUUGACGAUUUUACAAAUAUUCCUUAAUAGUAAAUUAUCCACAUAUGACCAAAAAGCCUUUUUGAAUCUCAUUAUUCGGAUCAUGCAAUUAUAACCAUUCGCAGUUUUAUAAAUGUUGAGAUAUCUGAUAAAAAUUAAACCGAAUAAGAGAUUAUUAUAAAUACAACUCGGAUAAAAAAGAAAUGUUUAAAAUUUUCUUAUGAGACCGGCAAAUUUGUUAAUACUGUUACGUAAUUAAUCAUACAUGGUUGAACAUAAAUUCUAACAAUAGAAUUAUAAAAAAAAAGUGUAACAUACAUAUAUAUUAAAAUAUAAAUCAAUACAUUGCUAUUAGAGACAUUUUCUCUAAAUAACUGA